UUCUUCUUCGUCAGCCUCCCUUCAAUCGCCAUAUUGGGCAACCGAGAAAAGGGCUCGUCUUUUCUUGUUUUUUCCGUCGUCGUUUUUUUUUUUUUUUUUUUUUUUUACUACACGGCAGCUUUGACAUCGGCGAGGUUUUGCGAGCGCAGUUUGGAUCGGGGGAGCCGCAGGCUUCGCAGCAGCCUGGAACUGGGCUUGCAAAAGGGGGCUUGGCUUUUCCCCAUCCUCCGCUCUCCCCAGUGUCCACUUGGUCUGCCCCAGGCUUUCUGGUGAAUAUCAGGGGUUCUCUCCCCCCGGCCUGUGUCUUAUGCAAGUGUUUGUUGUUGUUGUCUCUUCUCGUGGAGCCGAGAUCGAGUGUAAAAAAAAAAAAAAAAGAAGAGGCAAGGAAGAAAAUAUUUGCACGUAGCGAAAGAGAAAAACAACCACCGCCGCCAGAAGAAAGAGGGUGGGGGGAAAUGUCAAACGUGCGUAUUUCGAAUGGGAGCCCGACCCUGGAGCGGAUGGAAGCCCGGCAGUCGGAGUAUCCCAAGCCGUCAGCUUGCAGGAACCUCUUUGGGCCGGUGAAUCACGAAGAGUUAAACAGGGACUUAAAUAAGCACCGCAGGGACAUGGAAGAGGCAUGUCAAAGGAAGUGGAAUUUUGAUUUCCAGAAUCACAAGCCCCUGGCCGGCAGGUUCGAGUGGCAAGCCGUGGAGAAAGGGAGCUCGCCCGACUUCUACUUCAGACCCCCGAGGCCCCCCAAAGUCGCUUGCAAAUCUGCCACCCACGAGAGUUGGGAUGUAAAUGGAAACUGCCCAACGGUGAUUGUAGUCGGUUCUCAGGGAAUCUCAGAGGACACUCACUCUGUAGAGCAAAAAACUGAUGUAUCUGAAAAUCAAACGGACUUAGCAGACCAGUGCACUGGGCAGAGAAAACGACCAACGACGGAUGAUUCUUCUCCUCAACCUAAAAGAGCCAACACAACAGAAGAAGAGGUUUCAGAAGAAUCCCCGAGUGCCAGUUCAGUGGAGCAAACACCCAAGAAAUCCAGCCCAAGAAGACGUCAAACGUAAACUGUUUAGAGUUAAGAAUAUGCAUUUCCUUGUUCAUCGGAUGCCUCGGUGGUUGAUGAAGGGAGGAAGAUGUAAAGUUUUAUAUAUAUAUAUAUAUAUAUAAAAAAAAUUAAAAUACAUAUCGUUGAUUCUCCAUGGGAUGGAGAUCCUGUACAAGCACUGAAAAAAAACAAAAAAAUAAACAAUAACACUAAAAUUUUAGGCACUCUUAAAAGACCUGCCUCUAAAAGCAUUGGAUGUAGCAUUGUGCAAUUAGGUUUUUCCUUAUUUGCUUCAUUGUACUACCUGUGUAUAUAGUUUUUACCUUAUGUAGCACAUAAACCUUUUUUUGAGGGGGAGAGGGAGGGGAUGGAAAAGGGUGACUAAUUGAAACUUGCUUUCACAAUCUAGCAAGCAGGGAAAUCUAUGAAGAGAAGCAGUGUAGAGGUUUUCUUUUAAAAAAAAAUAUUUAAAGAUGUAUUGUCUCUUUAAGUGGGGUCUACAAUGUCUUUUUUUUUUUUUUUUUAAAUACACCGUAAUGCUAACACUGGCUAUAGCAGACUGUUACAGACUGCUUGUGAAUUUCUACUUAUUACAUUAAGCUUACAAGGUGGGAGCUCUGUUUCCGUUAUGUAGCAGCAAAAGGAUUUUUAUGUCCUGCAACUUCUUAAAUCUCUUAGGAUAAACCUGAAGAAUUUUAAGAGUAGUUCCAUUGAUUCUAACUAUUACCAAUAACAUUGGCUGGAUAUUUUCAAAUGAAUCUAGAGAGUUCAUAUUCCAAAACAGAAUAUUGUUGAUUACUGAUAUUCAUGAGUGAGUGAAAAGGGACACUACAUCUUUAAACAGUAUUUCUACACUGCCUGUGUAUCUGUAUGUAAAAAUAAAAACAUAAAAGUUUGAAGUGUACCUGUGUACAUAACUCUGUAAAGACACUGAGAAAUUAUACUAACUUAUUUAUGUUAAAAGAUUUUUUUAAUCUAGAAGAAGAUAUUUUUUCCCCAUAAAGCCAAAGUGGCAUGUUUUGUGCAUUUGUAAAUGCUCUAUUUGGUAGACUUUUAGGAUUUUUUUUUGUUUCUGUUUUUUUUCUUUCUUUUUCUGUUAAUUAAUAUGGCUGUGCUGAAAGGAUUGCAGACUGAGCCAAGUUUAAUAUUUUUUUGUAAUGCGUGAGAAAAAAUUGCCAAUUGAUAUUGUUUCACAUCAAGCAAUCAAUAAAGAAAACUGCCAUAUA
This is a messenger RNA of Chelonoidis abingdonii (Abingdon island giant tortoise), 2259 nucleotides long. It is a transcript of the gene CDKN1B, whose product is annotated as cyclin dependent kinase inhibitor 1B. Gene Ontology annotation, molecular function: protein-folding chaperone binding; cyclin-dependent protein serine/threonine kinase inhibitor activity. NCBI's taxonomy places the organism in Eukaryota, Metazoa, Chordata, Testudines, Testudinidae. Gene Ontology annotation, cellular component: nucleus; cytoplasm. The record is from RefSeq and is a predicted model, not a curated record. Gene Ontology annotation, biological process: negative regulation of cell population proliferation; G1/S transition of mitotic cell cycle; negative regulation of mitotic cell cycle.